Molecule: messenger RNA, 1583 nt
Organism: Austrofundulus limnaeus
Lineage: Eukaryota; Metazoa; Chordata; Actinopteri; Cyprinodontiformes; Rivulidae
Gene: tas2r202
Product: taste receptor, type 2, member 202
Exons: 2
Coding region: 312-1301 (329 amino acids)
Biological process (GO): G protein-coupled receptor signaling pathway; sensory perception of taste
Cellular component (GO): membrane
Molecular function (GO): G protein-coupled receptor activity; bitter taste receptor activity
Source: RefSeq, a predicted model, not a curated record
AUGCAAAUCCAGCUCCUAAAUAUAAAUCCCAGUUAGGAAACGCUUGAACCAAAGGGCUUGCCCUGCACUCCUGACUCCAGGUGGUGAUUAAAACUCAACAGAACAAAACAAAGGACUCUUCACUUAAAUUAUUUAUUCUGAUAGCAACUGACAGGCAAAGACAAGCUAAUCAGAUACCUUCAGAAGAGAAAAAAGCCUCAUCUGAAUCAAAAGGAUCUUCAUUGCAGAACACGAGCGGAGCCGCCACACAGACUGCCGGGUUUGAGGAAAUCUCCUUGGAGGUUCCCUCCGCAGAUGUGUUAGGGGUGAAGAUGAUUUUCGGGCUGAGUAAACUGACCCUCUGGGUGCUGACGGGCCUGGUGGCCGUCACGACCGUCUUCUUUAAUGUCUACAUGUUUCUGUUGAGCCUGUGGAACAAGAAGGACAAAAAGGUGAGGAGUCCCAGCGAGACGAUCGUCCUGGCCCUGGCUGUGGCCGACGUGACCUUCCAGCUGGUGUGUUACUUCUGGAUGACCAUGAGUGAGGUGGACAGCACGUGCUACGUCGCCCAGGUGUUCUACACAACCCUGCUGCUGAUCAUCUUCAGCUUCAAGUUCACCAUCGUCUGGGACACCAGCUUCCUGACGUUCUACUACAGCACCAAGCUGGUCAGCACGCCCAACCACUGCUACACGCAGAUCCAAGCCGCCAUCCUCAAACACGUGAAGCUGGCCGUUUUCCUCAUCCCGAUGUGCGGCCUGGCCUUCUGCGUGCCCAUGACGGUGCUGUUUCACGCCAAAAACUACACGACAAGCGGACUGGGCAGGGAGGACUGCGGGGUUUUGCUGCCCAAAACUAGCUCGGCGGAGUUCUACGAUGUUCUUUUCUUGCUCCUGUCGGACGUGGUGCCCGGGCUUAUCAUGCUGAAGUGCUGCAUCUCCAUCUCYGUCCACCUGCUCCUCCACCUCCGCCACAUGAAAGCCAGCAACAACGGCACCCACCCGCCGAAACUCGGCUCUCAGAUGAGGGUCAUCCAGAUGUCCCUGCUUCUCGUGGCCAACUUCAUCGUCUACUUUGUGGUCGACCUUUAUGCGAACUACCAGUUCGUGGUGAACCGUAACACGUCUAUAGGCUUCACGUUCUUCAUCACAUCACUCUACACCACUGUCACCGCCAUGGUCCUCAUCUAUGGUAAAAAGAGCCUUUGGAAAACUUUAAUACACGACCUGAACAGCUGUCUGGACGAGUAUCCAUGUUUGUCGUGUCUGAAGCUGCCGGAACACAAAACUACAUCGCAAACUCCUGCAACAUUCAAGAACUGAAAAACCUCAUGGUCACCUGAGCUAACCUCCAGGUGAAACGAAGAGUUUUGCUGCCUUAGCUUGUUAGGACAGGACAGGUAGAGCUGUUUGAGUGACGCAUGCAAAGCACAACUUCAUCACAGAACACCUGAUAAAAAAAUUAAUUUUUCAAUUAAACAAAUAAUAGUCAGGCCUGCAAAAUCUAUCUCCUGAGCAUGGCUGUCUGGACAUGAUGUAAGUCUGUGCCCAUCUGAAAUGUUAAAAAAAUACAUGCAACUGCAGUGAGAGUACAGAGGAUAUUAA